Molecule: messenger RNA, 4097 nt
Organism: Bactrocera oleae (olive fruit fly)
Lineage: Eukaryota; Metazoa; Arthropoda; Insecta; Diptera; Tephritidae
Gene: zf30C
Product: zinc finger protein 30C
Biological process (GO): regulation of transcription by RNA polymerase II
Cellular component (GO): nucleus
Molecular function (GO): DNA-binding transcription factor activity, RNA polymerase II-specific; RNA polymerase II transcription regulatory region sequence-specific DNA binding
Source: RefSeq, a predicted model, not a curated record
AUUCUCUAAAAUUUUUCGGCAUGUACCCACUUUCUUCAUUAAAACAGUCCGUUGCGAAACUUACUGCUGGCAGCGCCGUAUUUCGCUCAGUGCUCUCCCAAUUGGAAAAUCAAAUGAAAUGAAUACACACAACGAAAUUGACGUUUGCUUUGUGCAGUCUGCCAUCUUUGAUUUUGCAGUGCCAGUGGACAGACGGGCAGAUUUUUUAAGUGUAGAAAAUUUGAUAAGCAUAGAUUUUCACCAAUACAAAAUUUUAAAAGUGUAGUGUAUUUGGUGAAACAUGAACUUAUGAAAAAUUCAUAUAUAAUUUUUUGCAGUGCGAUAGUUGUUUACAUUUUUUUUAUCGUAUUGGCACGUUUGAAACUAAAAAGAACGCGUAGACAUGGAAAACACAACAAAAUAACUAAACAUAAAUUUGCGUUUUGUGCAUGGAUGCAAGUCAGACUUUAAAUAAGCAAAAAUUUUAAUAAAGAGUGUAAUUCGGUGAGCACCAGGUGUUUGAUUAAAAAAGUUUGAUUUCGUUAAUGUAAUUAAUAUGACAACCGUACCGCAUAUGAGCGAUACCACAGCUUCCAACAUGACAGAUGCCAGUACAACUGCAGCAACACCAGCUCCACAACCAACUACAACAGCCACCAAAUCAAUGUUAGUGCAAUUGACCACCGAUGGUGUACCCAAACUACAUUGUCCUGUAUGUAAUAAGGCAUUAGUGUCGCUAAGCGGUUAUGUGAAACAUGUUAAGAAACAUGAGCCACCUGGCGGCUUUCUCUGUCGCUAUUGUGACGAACGUUUCUGUUCUGAGGAAGAAUUGAAGAGGCAUCGGGACAAAGUGCAUACAACAAUCGUGUGCCGACUGUGUACAGAAGUCACGUUUACAAGCGAAAAUGACUAUCGUGAGCAUAUACGCGUCAUACAUAAUGGCAUCGAUAGGGAAAUGCUGAAAUGUGACAAAUGUGGCGCCGAAUAUAAAACAAUUUAUCCAUACAAACGCCAUAUAGAAACGGAAUGUGGCAAAAUUAAACCACAUAAAUGUGAACAGUGUUCAAUGACUUUCGUAACAAAAUAUAAUCUUAAACAACACAUGGUGCUGCAUACUGGCGAGCGGAAAUACUGUUGUAGCUAUUGUGGUAAGAAUUUUCUGCAAAAAGGACGUUUAGUGGAACAUGAACGUUCGCACACGGGCGAGAAGCCGCACAAGUGUGAUGUUUGUGGCAAGUGUUUUGCUCACCGAGAAAGUAUUGUUACGCAUUCCUCGAUACACACCGGUGUCCGUUUGGUUGAAUGUAAAUGCUGCUUUACACGUUUCUCCUGUCAUUCCAAUUUAAUAAAACAUCGACGUACGCGACCCGACACCUGUGGUCAACCAGAAUUCGAUCCGCCCAAACAGCGCACGCGCACGCAUCGGCACAGAAUACCACCAACACUCAAUCCUACCUCAGAAAUAAAAGUAAACAAUUCCAAUCGCAUAAUUAGGCCAGAUCAUAAAGAACAAGUGCGUAAAUCAAACGCAAAGUUGGAUGUUGACGCUACUACACCCACAAAUUUGAACGCUAAAAAUCGCGCAAAUGACAGACCUGGCAAAAGAAAGCGCAAAAUGUCCACUACUGAUACGGAAGAGGACGACGAUUUUGAGCAGAAGGAAUGGUCUAAUGAAAGUGUUGAAAAAGUGGAAAUUAACGCACUUGAGACUGCCACAACAAUAGACCCGCAGGAAGCAGCAAACACUGCUCCGCCGCCGGGCUUCAAAAAUGGUACGGAAGAUAAAACAGUUACUGAAAUCGGUAAAUUUGAAACAGACUCGGAAAAUGAUUACGGAGAUUACGUCGAUUUUGACCUAGCCGAAGGGAGCGGUAGUGAAGACGAUCAUAAAGAAAAUGUACAAUUAGCGCUUUCAAAAUUAAAAGAAGAAAACCCGGCAAGAGUUGAGACUUAUAUAGAUAAUGCAUAUGAUGAUGACGAGCUUGAGUUUAUUGACUCGCGUGAGUUUGUUGGCACCGAGUUCGAAGUCAAAUCAGAAGAUGCUAGUAUUUUCAAAAAUAAAGAUAAACUUCACGAUUCGCUGUUAAAAGAAAAGACAACGCAAAGCGUUAUGAAAAGAGAGCAAGCGGGCUUACAUGAGACUGAAUUAAUAUUAAUCAAAGCGGAGAACAGCGCCAACUAUGUGGAGGAGACGGACAUUUUAGACGUUGAUAGUGAUCAUUUGACAGCGCCACUUGCGUCUUGUAAAAUAAUGCUGCGAGAUGUACGCCAACGUUACCCCGCAUUGAAAGAUGAGUCGAGUGUGAAAGUGUCACGCAAUGCUGUGCCAUUUCCGCUCCCCAGACGACACCAACAAGCUGCAGAUGCGAACAAUGAACUUGCAAAUAAUUCAGAUGAGCUGGACAAUGUAGUGGAUGUACCCAAAAAAUCACGUAAGAGCAUUAAACAAGUUGCAGAGGCGAAAAUUGAAGAAAAUGCAAAGGUCAGGAAACGUGGACGAAAGCCACGCCAACUGACGGAAGACUUAAAUCUGCUUACUUAUGGUGAUGAAAAUGUAGAAAAUGCGGCCGCCUGUGAUGAUGAGGCGGAAGAUAAGCAAACUACUGCAAAAACAAGUAAAUCAGGACGUAUGGCUAAGCUUUCACAAAAGGAAUUGAAAGCGCGUUUGAAGCUAUCGAAACGUGGUGAGAAGCCUUGGCAGUGCCCAUAUUGCAUAAAAGUAUACCACAUACGCAAACCUUUUGAGAAGCAUUUGCGUGACGAUCAUAAACGCCCGGAGGAGGAGAUAAAGGAGACUUUUAAAACCGAAGAAAUUACCAUUAAUGAUGGUGAGGUCUUCAAGUGCCAUAUUUGCGCGAAAAUAUAUUUGAUGGAGAAACGUUUAACCAAUCACAUUAAAAUGCAUGGUCCUGACGGCAGUUUAACCUUUAAGUGCCCCUGCUAUUGCUCUGUAUAUUUCGCAACCAAGGACGAAGCAACUGCUCAUGCGCGCAAGGAGCAUCGUGAUCUCAUAUUUUGUAAUAUUUGUGAAAAAUUCAUGACCGGUCAUGAUUCGUUGAAGAAUCAUAUGAGAAAACAUGAACAGGAGCGAGACAGCAAAUCUGUGGCGAAUAGAAACUUUGUUUGCGACAAAUGUGGUAAGAAAUUCUCUGGACGCACCUCGUUGACCGAUCACGUACGCUCCGAUUGUGGACGUAAACCGCUUUACCAGUGCAAUGUAUGUGGCAAGCAUCUAACCACGGCGGGCAUAUUGAAAACACAUUUGCUGUUACACAAAGAUGAUACGCCUUAUCAGUGCGACAAAUGCGGCAAGACAUUUAAGGUGAAAGCACAAUACAAAACGCAUAUAAAAACGCGGCACACGGACUAUAAACCCUUUCAGUGUCAUCUAUGCCCGAAAGCUUAUCCCUACCGCGAAUCGUUGCUCACACACAUGACCGUGCAUACGGGCAUCAAACGUUUCCUUUGCAAUGGCUGCGGCAAACGUUUCACUUGUGUUUCCAACCUGCAAGCACAUCGCAAAGUGCACUCGGAUACUUGCGGGCAACUGCCGCUCAACGCAAAGGCGACGCAGUAUAUGGGCGUACAAAAGGGGAAUCUACUUUUAGGCGCUAAGCCAGAAGCUGGCGUUGAUUAUAAGGAAACUAACACGCUUAUAGCAAAAGAAGUAAUUGAUCGUGAUCGCCCAAUGGCACAAGAAAUUAAUUAUCCUUCAGAACCGUCUGCGCCUUUGGCAACUGUGCCACUCAACUAUACACAAACGACCACGCCACAAUUGCUGCUGCCACAAGUCAUCACCCAAUUUAUAGAUGAUACGCAUACAUUGGCGUCUACGUCGACCGCAUUUCCUUGAGGGCGGCAAUGAGUGCAUUAUUUAGAUUUAUGUUUUUAAAAUUUCGUUAGAUGUAAAAUUAAGUUACUUUUAAAGUGUCAUAGAAUUUGGUAGUGAUACGCUUAAAGCAGAUUUGCAUUUUAAAAUGUAUGUUUUUUAGUUUUAGUGAGUAAACGUUUGAAUAAAAAUAUAAAGCCAAAAUUAUAUUUAUACACAUGUACUGCUUAAACAUGCAUAAAUUAAAAAAGUAUAUGAAUAUUGAAAUACAUUUUCUAAUAUGCAAUAA